AUGCAGCUCUCUCUUGCCCUGUGUCUCGUUUGCUUGCUGCUGCAGGCCGCCUUCCUUGGGGGGACAGGCCAAGGAUGGCAAACCUUCAAGAAUGAUGCCACGGAAAUCAUCCCAGAGCUGGGCUUGUACCCAGAACCUCCGCCAGAUCUGGAGAACAACAAGACCAUGAACCGGGCAGAGAAUGGGGGGAGGCCACCCCACCACCCCUUCGAGACCAAAGAUGCAUCCGAGUACAGCUGCCGCGAGCUGCACCUCACCCGCUACGUGACUGACGGGCCUUGUCGCAGCACCAAGCCGGUCACCGAGCUGGUGUGCUCGGGCCAGUGCGGGCCGGCGCGCCAGCUGCCCAACGCCAUCGGCCGCGGCAAGUGGUGGCGCCCGAACGGGCCCGAGUUCCGUUGCAUCCCCGACCGCUACCGCGCGCAGCGGGUGCAGCUGCUGUGUCCGGGGGACGCGGCGCCCCGAACCCGCAAGGUGCGCCUGGUGGCCACGUGCAAGUGCAAACGUCUCACUCGCUCCCACAACCAGUCGGAGCUCAAGGACUUCGGGCUCGACACUGUGCGGCCGCACAAGGGCCGCAAGUCACGGCCCCGGGCCCGGGGUGCCAAGGCCAACCGGGUCGAGCUGGAGAACGCCUACUAG
Molecule: messenger RNA, 642 nt
Organism: Suncus etruscus (white-toothed pygmy shrew)
Lineage: Eukaryota; Metazoa; Chordata; Mammalia; Eulipotyphla; Soricidae
Gene: SOST
Product: sclerostin
Exons: 2
Coding region: 1-642 (213 amino acids)
Biological process (GO): ossification; negative regulation of Wnt signaling pathway; negative regulation of BMP signaling pathway
Molecular function (GO): BMP binding
Source: RefSeq, a predicted model, not a curated record